CCUGUUUCGGCUUUACAAGAGACACACACAGCUAUGGCACCACGUAAGGGUAAGGAAAAGAAGGAAGAACAGGUCAUUGCCUUGGGACCCCAGGUUGCCGAAGGCGAGAAUGUCUUCGGAGUCUGCCACAUCUUUGCAUCCUUCAACGACACCUUUGUCCAUGUCACUGAUCUCUCUGGCAAGGAAACAAUCUGCCGUGUGACCGGUGGUAUGAAGGUGAAGGCCGACAGAGACGAAUCCUCUCCCUACGCCGCCAUGUUGGCCGCCCAGGAUGUGGCCCAGAGGUGCAAGGAGCUUGGAAUCACAGCCCUGCACAUCAAGCUGAGGGCCACUGGUGGCAACAGAACAAAGACCCCGGGACCAGGAGCACAGUCUGCCCUCCGUGCCCUGGCACGUUCUGGCAUGAAGAUCGGACGCAUCGAGGACGUCACCCCUAUUCCGUCAGACAGCACCCGCAGAAAGGGCGGUCGACGUGGACGCCGUCUGUAAAUGUGCUUAUUUUGAGACUUUCACUCAAUAAAAGGUUAAUUCC
Esox lucius (northern pike) is the source of this 532-nucleotide messenger RNA. RefSeq names its product ribosomal protein S14 (gene rps14). Lineage: Eukaryota; Metazoa; Chordata; Actinopteri; Esociformes; Esocidae. Gene Ontology annotation, biological process: maturation of SSU-rRNA from tricistronic rRNA transcript (SSU-rRNA, 5.8S rRNA, LSU-rRNA); ribosomal small subunit assembly; translation. Gene Ontology annotation, cellular component: cytosolic small ribosomal subunit; ribosome. Gene Ontology annotation, molecular function: structural constituent of ribosome; small ribosomal subunit rRNA binding; mRNA 5'-UTR binding. The record is from RefSeq and is marked provisional.